AUGAACAGUACGAGGCAGCCGAAAACUACGCCUAUUACAGACGAUUACGAUAUAUCGAAUACCGUACUCGGUCUAGGCAUCAAUGGAAAGGUGGUAGAAUGCAGAGAAAAGCGCACAGGCGCAAAGCGCGCGCUGAAGGUUCUCCACGACAACGUGAAGGCAAGGAGAGAGGUGGAGUUACACUGGCGGGCCAGCGGGUGCAUACACAUCGUUGAGAUAAUCGACGUAUACGAUAACACAUACAGCGGCAAGCGAUGCUUACUCGUAAUCAUGGAAUGUAUGGACGGCGGCGAACUUUUCCAACGUAUACAGGACAACAGAGAGGGAGCAUUCACGGAACGACAGGCCGCUGAGAUAAUGCACUCAAUAUGCGUAGCCGUCCGUCACCUGCACGAGUCCAACAUAGCCCACCGCGACAUCAAACCCGAGAACCUUCUAUACACUUCCGCGGAACCCAACGCCAUCUUGAAACUAACCGACUUUGGGUUCGCCAAGGAAACACUUACACCGGCAGACACGUUGCAGACACCGUGUUAUACACCUUAUUAUGUCGCUCCUGAGGUCCUAGGCCCAGAGAAGUACGACAAAUCCUGCGACAUCUGGUCCCUCGGCGUAGUGAUGUACAUCUUGCUGUGUGGUUUCCCCCCAUUUUAUUCCAACCACGGCCUCGCCAUAUCACCCGGAAUGAAAAAGCGUAUCCGACUAGGCCAGUACGACUUCCCCGAACCGGAGUGGUCCAACGUGUCGUCUGAAGCCAAGAACCUUAUUCGCGGCAUGCUUUGCGUGGACAGUGCCCAGCGUCAUACAAUAUAUCAGGUGAUGUCCAGCCCGUGGAUCCGCCAAUACACCCAAGUACCCCAAACGCCCCUAUACACGAACGCGUUACUCCGUGAAACAGGAGAGGCUUGGGCCGACGUGCAAGAUGAAAUGACUCGGUCGCUCGCCACCAUGCGCGUCGACUACGACCAGGUACAGAUAAAAGCACUGGAGCAGAGCAACAACUCCCUACUGAACAAGAGACGGAACAAGGUCGGCGCCUGAGAGACGGACUACUGAGCUUCCACUAAACUAUAAUAACGGC
Cydia amplana is the source of this 1081-nucleotide messenger RNA. It is a transcript of the gene MAPk-Ak2, whose product is annotated as MAP kinase-activated protein kinase 2. Bases 1 to 1041 code for a protein of 346 amino acids. The record is from RefSeq and is a predicted model, not a curated record. Gene Ontology annotation, biological process: peptidyl-serine phosphorylation; protein autophosphorylation; intracellular signal transduction. Lineage: Eukaryota; Metazoa; Arthropoda; Insecta; Lepidoptera; Tortricidae. The transcript is spliced from 8 exons. Gene Ontology annotation, cellular component: nucleus; cytoplasm. Gene Ontology annotation, molecular function: calcium-dependent protein serine/threonine kinase activity; calmodulin binding; ATP binding.